AUGUCCCGGUCUGUGAGUUUCAGCUCUCGCUCUGUGGCCGUCCCAGGCAUCAGCCAAGUGCGGGUCAGCACCGUCUCCUCGACCCGUGGACUAGGAGGGGGUGCCGGCUUAGGCAGGGCCGGUGGCUUUGGCAGCUCCAGCUACACCCCCGGCCCCGCCAACAAGCGGAUCUCCCUUGGAGGUAGCAGCUCCUACGGCAUCCGCUCUGGAUACGGCUCUGGAGGCAGCUAUGGAGGCAUGGGCUUCGGUGGGGCGGUCAGCCCCGGGGGCAUUCAGGAGGUCACCGUCAACCAGAGCCUCCUGACGCCCCUGAAUCUGGAGAUCGACCCCACCAUCCAGCGCGUGCGCAAGGAGGAGAAGGAGCAGAUCAAGACGCUCAACAACAGAUUCGCCUCCUUCAUUGACAAGGUCCGGUUCCUGGAGCAGCAAAACAAAAUUUUGGAGACCAAAUGGAGCCUCCUCCAGGACCAGAAGACCUCCCGGAGUAACAUUGCUCCCAUGUUUGAGACAUACAUCAACAACCUGCGGCGUCAGCUGGAUGGGUUGUUGAAUGACAAAGGGCGUUUGGAGGGCGAACUGAAGAACAUGCAGGAUCUUGUUGAGGAUUUCAAGACCAAGUAUGAAGACGAAAUCAACAAGCGCACUGCAGCGGAGAAUGAGUUUGUGGUGCUCAAGAAGGAUGUGGAUGCCGCCUACAUGAACAAAGUGGAGCUGGAGGCCAGGGUGGAUUCGCUGACGGAUGAGAUUAACUUCCUGAGGUCUCUCUACGAAGCGGAACUUCACGAGCUGCAGGCCCAGAUCUCUGACACCUCUGUGGUGCUGUCUAUGGACAACAACCGAAACCUGGACCUGGACAGCAUCAUCGCAGAGGUCAAAGCGCAGUACGAGGAGAUUGCCAACAGGAGCCGGGCGGAGGCCGAGUCCUGGUACCAGAGCAAGUACGAGGCACUGCAGGUCACUGCUGGGAAACACGGAGACGACCUGCGCAACACGAAGAAUGAGAUCACAGAGAUGAACCGCGUGAUCCAGAGGCUGCAGGGUGAAAUCGAAAACGCGAAGGCCCAGCGUGCCAAGCUGGAGGCAGCCAUUGCUGAAGCUGAGGAACGUGGUGAGCUGGCUGUCAAAGAUGCCAGGGCAAAGCUGGAGGAGCUGGAGGCCGCCCUGCAGAAGGCGAAGCAGGACCUGGCCCGGCAGCUCCGCGAGUACCAGGAGCUGAUGAACGUCAAGCUGGCCCUGGACAUCGAGAUCGCGACCUACAGGAAGCUGCUGGAGGGCGAGGAGAGCAGGUUGGCUGGUGAUGGAGUUGGCAGCGUCAACAUCUCCGUGGUCAGCUCCAGCGGUGGAGGUGGCUAUGCCAGCUCCAGCGGGAUCCUGGGGGGAGGAAUCGGAGGAGGCCUGAGCCUGGGAGCAGGCAUGGGCAGUGGGGCGCUCGGCUUCUCCCCCGGGGGCGGCUCCAGAUCCUACUCCAUCACCACGACCUCGUCCAGCAGGAGAAGCUUCAGGAAGUAACGACAGGAACGGAGAUCAGCGGUACCCGUUACAUGGGAGGAGGGAAACCAGAGAAAGAAAAGUUUUGUUGCCUUUUAUAGGACAAAUUGGCCACAAAAUUUCUACAGUGAUGAAUGAAUUGGAAUAAGACACACCAGAGUACCUGACCCUGCCGCAGCACGCCUAAGGCUUGAUCCUGCACUGUUGACCUUGGUGGGAACCGUUCCACCGAGAGCAGGUUCAAGCCUGUGGGGUGAAAUUUAUCCAGCGAAGCAGGCGGGAGAACGCUUUUGUUACUUGUGUGCUUGGUACCCCCUGCUCAGGGCUGGAUUUCACCCUUUGAAGGGCAAAGCAAUCAUGUGAGUGGCAAGCUAUUCCACGUUUCUGCUGUGGUUUUGCAAAAGAGACCAGAGG
Opisthocomus hoazin is the source of this 1902-nucleotide messenger RNA. Lineage: Eukaryota; Metazoa; Chordata; Aves; Opisthocomiformes; Opisthocomidae. The record is from RefSeq and is a predicted model, not a curated record.